Tuber melanosporum (Perigord truffle) is the source of this 1702-nucleotide messenger RNA. RefSeq lists its product as uncharacterized. Lineage: Eukaryota; Fungi; Ascomycota; Pezizomycetes; Pezizales; Tuberaceae. Gene Ontology annotation, biological process: chromatin remodeling; positive regulation of transcription by RNA polymerase II. Gene Ontology annotation, cellular component: histone acetyltransferase complex. The transcript is spliced from 6 exons. The coding region runs from base 93 to 1271 and encodes 392 amino acids. The record is from RefSeq and is a predicted model, not a curated record. Gene Ontology annotation, molecular function: histone H3 acetyltransferase activity; protein binding.
AUCACCAUAAGGGCAAACCACUUUCUUAACCCUUCCCUCUACAUACCACUUACAGUUGGGGGUCAAAUCUUGCUACGGACAGAACAGGAGUCAUGCCGGCUGCUAAGAAUGGAGAUAUAAAGCGCAAGUCGGAGGACACUGGUGACCUCUCGCCGAAGAGAAUAAAGGUCUCCGAGUCUCCCGAGGAAUCGAAGAAACCAAAGGCACUGUUCAGGGAAUCCAACGCCGUCCUCGAGGAGCGCAAUGGCGAUAUCGAAUUCCGUGUCGUUAACAAUGACAACUCGAGUCAGAGCACGAUCAUACUGACUGGUCUCAAAAAUAUCUUCCAGAAACAGCUUCCAAAGAUGCCCAGGGACUACAUUGCAAGACUGGUCUACGAUCGCACGCAUUUGUCCAUGGCUAUUGUUAAGAAGCCAUUGGAGGUUGUCGGUGGUAUUACAUAUCGACCUUUCAAAGGUAGACAAUUUGCUGAAAUCGUGUUCUGCGCUAUCUCGUCCGAUCAGCAAGUUAGAGGAUAUGGUGCCCAUCUUAUGUCCCAUUUGAAGGACUAUGUCAAAGCUACCUCGGAUGUGAUGCACUUUCUCACCUACGCGGACAACUAUGCUAUUGGGUACUUUAAGAAACAGGGAUUCACUAAAGAAAUUACUCUCGACAAGCACAAAUGGAUGGGGUAUAUCAAGGAUUAUGAAGGAGGAACCAUUAUGCAGUGUUCCAUGAUCCCUCGGAUUAGGUAUUUGGAGGCGGGGAAGAUGCUAGCAAAACAGAAGGAAGCUGUUCAUUUGAAGACGAGAUCUAUCUCAAAGUCUCAUAUUAUUCACCCUGCUCCAAAAGCCUUCAAGAACGGGCCAUGCAAAAUUGACCCAACUUCUAUCGCGGCUAUCAAGGACGCGGGGUGGUCGCCCGAAAUGGACGAACUCGCUCGGCAGCCAAAGCAUGGCCCGCACUACGGGCAGCUCCUCCAUAUCCUCAACGAGAUGCAAAACCACCAGGCCUCAUGGCCCUUCCAAAAACCCGUUAGCCAGGACGAAGUUCCAGACUACUACAAUGUGAUCACGGAGCCGAUGGAUCUCGAGACGAUGGAAAAGAGGCUUGAACAAGACGCAUACGGAUCGCCUGAGGACUUUGUCCGUGAUGCCAAGCUAAUUUUCACCAAUUGCCGACGCUACAAUAAUGAGAGCACAUCGUAUUGGAAAAACGCGAACAAGCUUGAGAAGUUUAUGAAUUCGAAGUUGAAGGAGAUACCGGAGUGGUCGGUACGUAAUCCCCCGUGAAAAGAUAAUAAUUCAAAGAUGGGGAUUUCAGUUCCCUCUUUUUUCCCUUCCUUCCUCUUUUUUCCCUUUUUUUUCCCUUUUUUUUUGCACAACCUUCCCUCCCCUCUUUCUCUCCCCCUUCCACACUUCCACACUUUAGAUGGGGUAUGGUGGUGGUGGUGGUGGUGAUGGAAUUUGCAUGUUAUCCGCCAUUCCGAUUGGGAAAGAAAGAAAGAAAGGGGGGUUGAGAGUACCGGUAAUUCGAGGCGAGCUCUGGCUGACUAAGUGGCGGUUGGUCAUUUAGCAUCUCGUGGAAUAAGUUAAGUGAGAGAGGAAAAAGCUGAGGAACAUGAGGCAUUGCUUCCUCUUCUGAAACGGAUUGCUGUGUAUCAUAGACUUUUUUUUUUUUCCUCCUCUCCGACGAAUAAACUAUAAUAAUAUUAUAAUACUUA